GCAGCCUGUGCUUUCCGUUACAAUGGGCUCUCCUUUGUCUACCUCAUCUACCUCCUGCUCAUUCCUCUGUUUUCAGAACCCACAAAAGCAACGAUGCAAGGGCACACAGGACGAUUACUGAAAUCUCUGUGUUUCACCAGUCUGUCAUUUCUGCUGCUGCACAUCAUCUUUCAGAUUACAAUAAACAGUCUCGAAGCUGCAAAAAGUAUUGAACCUGGUUUUAACUGUUCGACAUGGGAGAAAACAUUACGGCAGAUUGGUUUUGAAAGUGUGAAAGGAGCAGAUGCUGGGAACGUGAUCAGACUAUUUGUACCAGAUAUUGGGAUGUUCAUUGCUAGUCUGACAAUAUGGCUCAUCUGCCGCAACAUGUUUCAGAAGCCAGUAACGGAGGAUGCAGCACAGUGGAACAUGCAGUUUGAAAAUGAGGAGAUGGCUGUAAGAGAAAAAUUAGAGCCAGAUGAUGCCUUGAUGUAUGAAGAAGAUCUGGAUGACGAUGACUGUGGAGAAGCAGAAUUUGAGGAGACCAUGAAAUUAAAACUGCUGCGUAGAAUUGCCUUCCUAGCAUCCAAACUGAGGGAGUUUAUUGGCAAUAUGAUAAUCACCACUGGAAAAGUUGUUGUUACAAUUUUACUUGGUUCAGCAGGUAUGAUGGUGCCAUCUUUGACCUCAGCUGUUUAUUUCUUUGUGUUUUUGGGCCUGUGCACAUGGUGGUCCUGUUGCCAAGCAUUUGAUCCGCUGAUAUUCAGCUGUCUGUGUGUCUUAAUGGCCAUAUUCAGUGCGGGACACUUAAUUGGACUUUAUCUGUACCAGCUACAGUUCUUUCAGGAGGUUGUUCCACCAAAAGAUUUCUAUGCCAGGUUGUUCGGUGUCACUUCUCUUACUCAGACAAACUGCUCAAGCACUUGGAUGAUCAUCAAAAAUCAAGAUUUACAUUGGUAUCACCACGCUAAUCCAAUCUUACUGCUGGUGAUGUACUACACCCUCGCGACUCUCAUUCGUCUCUGGCUGCAGGAGCCCAUUCAGACGCCUGAUGAAGAGAAAUCUGUCAGCAGGGAGGAUGACAAAGAAGCUCCCUGCAGCCCAAUUCCAAUGACAGCGGAGAGGAGACGCAGUCUGUGGUAUGCAAGCCACUAUACAACUGAUGAGAGAAAACUUCUGUCAAUGACCCAAGAUGAAUACAAGCCAUCGGAUGUGCUGCUGGUAACAGUGAACGGGAACCCAGCUGACUAUCACACCAUCCACCCUGCACUGCCACUAGAGAAUGGUCCAGCCAAAGCAGACAUGUACUCCACACCACAGUACAAGUGGGAGCCUGCGGAUGGCACAUCAGUAAAGGAAGAGGAGGAGGAAGAAGAAGAGGAAGUUACUCAGGAGGAAAAGGAAAAUGUUAAAUUACAUGCCCUGGUCUCUGUGUUUCAAUUUAUCAUGAAACAAAGUUACAUUUGUGCUCUAAUAGCUAUGAUGGCGUGGAGCAUCACAUAUCACAGCUGGUUGACUUUUGUGUUACUGAUCUGGUCUUGCACAUUGUGGAUGAUUCGGGACCGAAGGAAAUAUGCCAUGAUCAGUUCACCAUUCAUGGUUUUUUAUGGAAAUUUACUGCUAAUACUACAGUAUAUAUGGAGUAUUGAGCUCAAGAAUGAUGAACUUCCUCAAGUAUCUGGUUUUUUAAAAAGAAAAGACCCUGGGGAGCUGGCAUCAAAGAUUCUUUUCACAAUUACUUUCUGGCUACUGCUUAGGCAACACCUCACUGAACAGAAAGCACUUCGGCUAAAAGAAGCUACUUUAUCUGAGGUCAAAGUUGGAAGUGAAGAAAAUGAAGAAAAAGAAGAGGAGUCGCAAGAGGGAGAAGUGUCAGAAGAACAGGAAGAGGAGAAGGAAGAGGAGGAGGAGGGAGAGGAGGAGGAUGAACAGGAUAUUAUGAAAGUCUUGGGGAAGCUGGUGAUGGCUAUGUUAAUCAAGUACUGGAUUUACGUCUGUGGGGGCAUGUUCUUCUUUGUCAGCUUUGAGGGUACAAUUGUCAUGUACAAAAUCAUCUACAUGGUACUGUUCCUCUUCUGUGUGGCCCUCUACCAGGUACACUAUGAAUGGUGGAGGAAGAUUUUAAAGUACUUCUGGAUGUCAGUGGUUGUUUACACAAUGUUGGUACUUAUCUUCAUCUACACAUACCAGUUUGAGUCAUUUCCUGGGUUGUGGAAGAAUAUGACAGGCCUGGAUGAAAGGAAACUAGAGGACCUUGGCUUGAAACAGUUUUCUGUGGCUGAUCUAUUCACACGCAUCUUUAUCCCUACCUCCUUCCUACUGGUGUGUAUUUUACACCUUCACUAUUUCCACGAUCGGUUUCUCCAGAUCACUGAUUUAAAAGCUGUAACCAGCAAACAGGACAACACUAUUUACAGACUGGUGCACCAAGAUGGAAGCCUUCCUGACAUAACUAUGAUGAAUUUAACAGCCAGCAGAGAAAAGGAAGAGGAUAAAAUGCUGGAAGAGGCUGGUGAGAAAAGAAUGGAAGAACCAGAGGGGGAGGGAGGGAAAGGGAGGGUCAAAAAAGGAAAAGAAGAGAAGGAGGAUGAGGAUAAAGAAGACGAUGAUGAUGAUGAGGAUGAUGAUGAUGAUGAAGACAAUGAAUCUGAGGAAGAAGAAACUACAGAUUUAAGGAACAAGUGGCAUCUGGUGAUCGACCGCCUUACAGUGCUGUUUUUGAAAUUCCUGGAGUAUUUUCACAAGAUGCAAGUCUUCGUGUGGUGGCUGUUGGAGCUGCACAUCAUCAAAAUUGUUUCCUCUUACAUCAUCUGGGUCACAGUGAAAGAGGUGUCUCUGUUUAACUUUGUGUUUUUAAUUGCCUGGGCUCUUGCUUUGCCAUAUGCUCAAUUUCGCCCACUGGCAUCAAGUAUCUGCACUGUUUGGACAUGUGUGAUUAUUGUCUGCAAAAUGUUGUACCAGCUCACAUCUAUUGAUCCCAAGACUUUUUCCAGUAACUGUACACUGCCUGGAGAGAAUGAAACUAAGGUAAAUUUAGAAGAACUGAAAACCUCCGUGCUCUACAGUGGGCCAGUUGAUCCGGCAGAGUGGGUUGGAUUGAGAAAGUCUUAUCCCCUUCUUGUGUACUUAAGGAAUAACUUACUGAUGCUGGCUAUUCUGGCUUUUGAAGUUACAAUCUACCGUCACCAAGAAUACUACAGAUGCCGAAAUAACCUCACUGCACCUGUGACUAAAACCAUUUUCCAUGAUAUUACAAGAGCACAUCUGGAUGAUGGACUUGUAAACUGUGUCAAGUAUUUCAUAAACUACUUCUUCUACAAGUUUGGUUUGGAGACUUGUUUUCUUCUAUCAGUGAAUGUAAUUGGUCAAAGGAUGGAUUUUUAUGCAAUGAUUCAUGCUUUCUGGCUGAUUGCUGUACUGUAUCGACGCAGGAGAAAAGCUAUUGCAGAGAUCUGGCCAAAAUAUUGCUGUUUUCUAGCAUGCAUCAUUACAUUCCAGUACUUCCUUUGCAUUGGCAUCCCACCUGCUCCUUGUAAAGACUAUCCAUGGAGAAGUGGCAAUGCCAACUUCAACUCCAACAUCAUAAAGUGGUUAUACUUUCCAGACUUCAUUGUGAGACCAAACCCUGUCUUCCUUGUGUAUGACUUCAUGCUGCUUCUGUGUGCAUCCUUGCAAAGGCAGACAUUUGAGGAUGAAAAUAAAGCUGCAGUGCGAAUCAUGGCUGGAGACAAUGUGGAAAUUUGCAUGAACCUUGAUGCAGCAUCUUUCAGCCAGCAUAAUCCAGUUCCCGACUUCAUCCACUGCCGGUCCUACUUAGACAUGUAUAAGGUGAUAAUAUUUAGUUACCUCUUCUGGUUUGUGCUUACCAUAAUCUUCAUCACGGGAACCACAAGGAUCAGCAUAUUCUGUAUGGGCUACUUGGUGGCCUGCUUCUAUUUCCUUCUCUUUGGUGGAGACCUGUUGCUGAAGCCCAUUAGGAGCAUCCUGCGUUACUGGGACUGGCUGAUUGCCUACAACGUCUUCGUGAUCACCAUGAAGAACAUCCUGUCGAUAGGAGCAUGUGGCUACAUUGAAUCAUUAAUUAAGAAUAGUUGCUGGGUGAUUCAGGCAUUUAGCCUGGCUUGUACAGUUAAAGGCUACCAUAUUCCCACAGGCAAUCUAGAUUGUAAACUGCCCAGUGGAGAAGCAGGAAUCAUUUGGGACAGUAUAUGUUUUGCUUUCCUGUUACUGCAAAGGAGAGUCUUCAUGAGUUACUACUUCCUUCACGUGGUUGCAGAUAUAAAAGCUUCUCAGAUAUUAGCAUCAAGGGGUGCUGAGCUUUUUCAGGCUACAAUUGUCAAGGCUGUAAAGGCAAGAAUUGAAGAGGAAAAAAAAUCAAUGGAUCAACUGAAAAGACAAAUGGAUCGCAUCAAAGCCAGGCAGCAAAAAUACAAGAAGGGUAAAGAGAGGAUGCUAAGCAUGAACCAGGAGUCCUCAGAGGGGCCGGAGAUUCGGAAGGUUUCUGAAGAAGAUGAUGAAGGAGAUGCAGACAAAGAGAAAGCCAAGGGCAAAAAAAAGCUGUGGUGGCGGCCUUGGGUUGAUCAUGCUUCCAUGGUCAGAAGUGGAAAUUAUUAUUUGUUUGAGACGGAUAGUGAAGAGGAAGAGGAAGAAGAAAAAAAAGAAGAGGAAGAGCCUCGGAAAAAAUCUGCAUUUCAGUUUGUUUACCAAGCCUGGAUAACUGACCCUAAAACAGCUCUACGACAGAGGCGCAAAGAGAAGAAAAAUUUUGGGAAAGAGAAGCGAAGGCGAAAAGGAUCUGGGGAUGGAGGUGGCAAUGAUGCAGACUGUGAGGACAGUGAAGAGGAACCUGUCAAAAAGAAAUCUGAUGGACCAGAUAACAUCAUCAAGAGGAUAUUUAAUAUCUUGAAGUUUACUUGGGUCCUUUUCCUGGCAACGCUGGACAGUUUCACAGCUUGGCUUAACUCCAUCUCCAGAGAGCACAUCGAUAUCUCCACUGUGCUCAGGAUCGAGCGCUGUAUGCUGACCAGGGAGAUUAAGAAGGGCAAUGUUCCGACACGGGAGAGCAUCCAUUUGUAUUACCAGAACCAUAUGAUGAAACUUUCUGAGGAGUCAGGACUAGACUCAAUUGAUAAAAAUCCCAGUCAAGCUUCUGGUUUGCAAGCAUCUGAAAGAAUGGAUAGUUUCGAUUCAGCAGCAUCUCAUGACAGCAUCUCCAGUGAACCCACACAGGUCACCAUGCUCUAUUCCCGCCAGGGGACCACAGAAACCAUUGAGGAGGUAGAAGGGGAGCAUGAGGAAGAAGGAGCUCAUUCUGCAUCAAGGUUGGAGGAAGAGGAGGUAGAAGAUUAUAGCCUGGAUUCAGAAGGAGCUGCAUAUACUCCUGAUACCGAUGUACCAUUGUACUCCACAGUGGACAGCAAUGCAGAAGCUCCACCUUCCUAUAGCAAAGCUGUCAGCUUUGAAAACCUUCCCUUUGGCUCCCCAGAUGACUCAGCUGGGAAGAGCCUCAUGAUGGUGAGCCCAGACGACAGUCGGACGGACAAACUUGACACGAUUCUGCCCCCACUGACGCACGAGCUAACAGCUAGUGAGCUGCUCCUGAACAAGAUGUUUCGUGAUGACGAGCUGGAGGAGUCAGAGAAGUUCUAUGUUGGUCAGCCUCGGGUCUUGCUCCUUAUUUAUGCCCUGUACAAUACGCUGGUGGCCCGUUCAGAAAUGGUGUGCUAUUUUGUGAUCAUCCUCAACCACAUGAUCUCUGCCUCCAUGAUAACCCUGGUGCUUCCCAUCCUUAUAUUCCUGUGGGCCAUGCUGUCUGUUCCUCGGCCAAGCAAACGCUUCUGGAUGACAGCCAUUGUCUACACUGAGGUGGCCAUUGUCAUCAAAUACUUCUUCCAGUUUGGCUUCUUUCCUUGGAAUAAACAUGUGGAUUACACAAAAGACAAACCUUACCAUCCACCCAAUAUCAUUGGCAUUGAGAAGAAAGAGGGUUAUGUGCACUACGAUCUUGUUCAGCUUCUUGCUUUAUUCUUCCACAGAUCCAUUUUAAAGUGCCAUGGACUGUGGGAUGAAGAUGAGAAAGGAGACAGCUCCAGUAAUAAAGGGGAUACUGAUGAUGAGCUCUCUCUGGCAGGAGGCAGGAGAGACUCUUCUGCCUCUUUGAAAUCUGUCAAUCUUGCCGCAUCAGUGGAGUCCAUCCAUGUCCACUUCCCUGAGCAGCAGGCUGCCAUCAGGAGGAAGAGUUCUAGCAGCAUAUCCCAGCUGUCUCACAGGUCCAGCUUCUCCUCACACAGAUCUAAGAGAGGAAGUACCAGUACACGGAACAGCAGUCAGAAGGGAAGCAGUGUGUUAAGCAUCAAGCAAAAAUCUAGAAAAGAGCUUCUCAUGGAAAAGUUUCGAGAACAAAUGAUCAAAGCCAAGGCUUUUACAGUUAAAAAGACUCUCCAGGUGUACGUGCCCAUCAGACAGUUUUUCUACAAUCUUAUUCAUCCAGACUACAGUGCCGUGACUGAUGUGUACGUGCUGAUGUUCCUCGCAGAUACAGUGGACUUCAUCAUCAUUGUGUUUGGAUUUUGGGCUUUUGGGAAACAUUCUGCUGCAGCUGAUAUCACCUCUUCAUUAUCAGAGGACCAGGUCCCAGAAGCAUUUUUGGUGAUGGUGCUCAUUCAGUUUGGUACCAUGGUGGUAGAUCGAGCACUGUACCUCAAAAAGACUGUCAUGGGAAAAGUCAUCUUCCAGGUCAUCCUUGUUUUCGGAAUACAUUUCUGGAUGUUCUUUAUCUUGCCUGGAGUGACAGAAAGGAAAUUUAGCCAGAACACAGUUGCCCAGCUCUGGUAUUUUGUGAAAUGUGUUUAUUUUGGCUUAUCAGCUUAUCAGAUACGCUGCGGAUAUCCAACUCGUGUUCUUGGCAACUUCCUCACAAAAAGUUAUAACUAUGUCAACCUGUUCUUAUUUCAAGGGUUCCGCCUAGUUCCAUUUUUGACUGAGUUGAGAGCAGUAAUGGACUGGGUUUGGACUGAUACCACUCUCAGUCUUUCCAGCUGGAUCUGUGUUGAAGAUAUCUAUGCUCAUAUAUUCAUCCUGAAGUGUUGGCGAGAGUCAGAAAAAAGAUAUCCUCAGCCAAGAGGCCAGAAGAAAAAGAAAGUUGUGAAGUAUGGAAUGGGUGGCAUGAUUAUCGUCUUGCUGAUUUGUAUUGUCUGGUUCCCACUGCUCUUCAUGUCUUUAAUCAAAUCUGUUGCAGGCAUCACCAACAAGCCUCUAGAUGUAUCAAUCACAAUAACUCUAGGAGGUUAUCAGCCUAUUUUUACCAUGAGCGCUCAGCAGAAUCAGCUCAAAAGUUUGGAUCAAAAUGAGUUCAGUGAAUUUCUAGGAAGCUAUAGGGGUAACACUGCUGCUUUGCAGUUUCUAGAGGGCUAUGCAAGAGAAGAUAUAACUCGAGCAGAUCUGGAGGGAAAUUCAAACUCUUUAUGGACCAUCAGCCCUCCCAGUAGAAAGAAAAUGAUACAGGGGCUUCUAGACUUCGAUGCUGAUUUCACUUUAGUUAUUUCAUGGACCAUUCAGAGAAAUCUCUCCCUUGGUGCCAAAGCUGAAAUAGCGUCAGAUAAACUUACCUUUACGCUAAAAAACCAUACCAGAAGACAUAUUGCUACAAUGAUGGAUGGAAAUCAAACGGAAAAGGUAACAUUAGAAGAAGUGUACCCAUACUACAUCAAGGCUCCCAGUGAUUCUCUGGCAAAACCCAUAAAGCAGCUAUUGAGAGACUGCAAGUGGGAAAAUAUUACAGUUUCCCUUGUCAAAACAAAUACAUCUGAAGAGUGGUGGGUUUUGAAUCAGCUUGGAAAAAGACAUAAGAUGUCUCAAGAGAGUCUUGAACUCUUCAUAUUCAGUGAUAAAGUCAGUCCACCGAGCCUUGGAUUCUUGGCUGGUUAUGGCAUUAUGGGACUGUAUGCCUCAGUUGUCCUGGUGAUAGGCAAGUUUGUCCGUGAAUUUUUCAGUGGGAUCUCUCACUCCAUCAUGUUUGAGGAGCUACCCAAUGUAGACCGAAUCCUGAAGCUGUGUACUGACAUUUUCCUAGUGCGAGAGACUGGAGAACUGGAACUGGAGGAAGACCUGUACGCCAAGCUAAUAUUCCUGUAUCGCUCACCAGAGACUAUGAUCAAGUGGACUAGGGAAAAAACUAAUUGAUCUCUUUGGCAUCACACUGCAAAUCAAGUUGGUUAAAUCUGAAUUUUAAAGGAAAAAUCAAAAAAAGCACAAUAUUCUCUUAAGAGCUAAGCCUUUUAUAGCUGGGUAGCAAUGAUUUUUCACUGAAGGAAUCCUGGAAGCUAUGGCCUUAGGAAUCCAUGCUGCCUUUCAAAUUAAGGAUCAACAGUGAAGAAGGUUGAAUGAUCUGUUCUUUUUAAUGUGCCACUCCUCUACAAUCUGGGGACUGCUUUGUAAUUUAAUCAGCAAAAAGUUUGCAUCUUUGUCUGGCUAAUUUAAUUUUCCAGACAACCAUUUCAACUUAGAGAGAAACAAAAGGAAUGAACCCACAGAUGACUCCAGUGUUCCUUCUUAAUCCUUUCUGGAGCCACACAGUUUGGAUUGUGCAAUAUGCUGUUGUACAUCACUGACUUUCAAGCUACAGUAAUGGGACACUGACAAGCCUUCAGGACACCCAGCACCCAGGGCCACACUGGGAACUGAAGACAUUCUAGCCAUACCCAUUUGUAGAAAAGCAGAGGUUUGGAUGUACAAGGGACACUGUGGACAAGCCUCUGUCAGCAAAAAGAAAACAAGUAACAAUCUCUUGAAAUGCCUUAUUUUAUUUGUACAGUCACAGGAGACAUUUCCACCAAACAUCAAAGACUUUUCUCAGGAAAAAGAAAAAGCAACUGAAACUUGACACUUUGUCGAGAUUAACUAAUGGCUAGAAUAAUUAUGGUGAAUUAUGGGGUGUUCUGCUGGGCCAUUCUCUUCAGCAUUACUGCUUUCCAUUGGAUGAAAAAAGAAGGUGAAAUUGAUGACCUAAUGGGCUACUUCAUUUCUUAUAACCCUUUAAAGACUGAGUAGUGUGUGCUUCUCUCUGCUCCCCAUGACAUGCUUUUUCCCAUUUCGAUGAUUUAAGGCAACUGUUGUUUUGCUGUUAGCUGAUAUUCUUCUUCCAGUGUUUCAGGUAUACAAAAAUGUUUACAUAUUCCAAGUCACAUUUUUACAUCUGAGACGGGUUUUUUUUUUAAGUUCCCAAAUAUAGACAUACGUAUGAGCUUGAGAAAUGCCUUUUUCUUUUUUUAAAUUGCUAUUAUUAGUGAAACAAAUGGCUCAUUAGAGAACAUUGCAGCAUGAAAAUUUACAAUUGCAAUGUAGGUUUCUUUCCAUGUUAAAAAAAAAAAAAAAACCAAGAAAAAAAAAAAUCAUUGAGUGGAUAGGGUAUGUUAAAAGGAUAUACUUGUAGUUUUGAUUCAGUAAUGACUUAAAAUAAAGCACAUGUUGCAAAGUCAUUUUAGAAGUAUUUUUUCCUCUGCCUUUUUACAUGAAAUGGGAAAAGUUUGACAUUCUUCUUAAUCUGUGACAAAUAAAUCUCUUUCUUGUAGUUAGCUGCUAUUUAUUAUAUGAAUGAUUAGUUAAUCACCAGAAAGAAACUAACAUAAUUUACUGGCACAUUUUACUGCAGAACUUCAUAAAACAGCACAACUAAAUGAAGUUGAAACAUACUCUGCUGAGUGCUUCCAUGACAAAUGCUGUCACAUCCAUUCUAUACUGUGAAAACUAACACUUUGAGCACCUUGAUGUGCACAAAAUAAAAAAUUGCUUCAUGAUAUUGUAACAAUAAAAUAAUUUGGUGACUGGAACUCACUGGAAGACAACCUGAUUUCCUCCAAAGUGAAAAGGUGGCUGCUCAUACAGCCAGGAAGCAAUUCCCCCUGGAAAGUUUUGCUUCAUUUCUUCCAUAGGUCCUGUGGAUGAAAAUUGAAAUAUACAGGGCAGCCCUGACAUAGCACUCAGGGAUGCUAAAAUGUCUUUUAUAGUUAGAUGGGUCCUCACCUGGCUAUUCAGUGAUUUUAAGGAGACCAACACUGGAAGGAGAAGCAUGAAGGAUGUAGUGUGUUUCUAAAGGUACCAGCCCGCAGAACCAUGCUGGCCACAGUUGGUCACAGCUCCCUUCCUGGUCCCUUCUCUUUAACAGGCACUGCCUUUCUGUUGGGAAAAAUCUGUCUUCAGAAUGAGCUGUACAGUUAUUCGGGCUUUGCAAAAAUGUGCUGCUCUUUCUUUCAUGGAUUGAUCAAACUUUGAAAAUAAAAGGAUUCUUCUGUUGGGUUUUUUUAAU
Molecule: messenger RNA, 10282 nt
Organism: Cyanistes caeruleus (blue tit)
Lineage: Eukaryota; Metazoa; Chordata; Aves; Passeriformes; Paridae
Source: RefSeq, a predicted model, not a curated record